UAAAAUAUUAUAGCAUAUAUAUAUAUAUAUAUAUAUAUUAAAAUAAAAAAAAAGAACAAAAAUUAAUUAUUCAGGAUUCCGAAUUUUUAUUUAAAUUUCAAUUUAAAUUUCAGAUUCCCAUGAUGAUGCACAUUUCGUAGACAAAUAAUCAUUUCAGAUUUCAUAACUGACUAGUAAUAUAAUUCAAUAAUAUAAUUCAAUAAAUAUAAUUAUUUAAAGCAUUUAUAUUUAUAGGACUGGCAAAAUAAGAAUAUAAAAAUACAACAUCUGUAUCGACUUACUUGAUAAGUACUACAAACGUGACACUCCACAUGUAUCUAUUUUGCUAUACCUAUGAACAGCUUACAAAUCAGGUAAAUGUCUCACAAAUGUUAACGUAUUUGAUUUUUAGUAUAAGUAAAAAUAACAAAGUUAGCAAUACAGUAAUAAUCAUGUAAUGUAUUCAUUAACACACUUUAUUUGUAAUAAGAAUAAAUGGCAUACGUUAUUCUUUUCAUGAGAUAAAAAACAUUAAUAUAAGUUGAUGCAAAUUAGAAUAUUCAACAUAAGACAAUUAAAACUGCAACUUCCUGAUUAGUAUUAUGUUCUAGUGACAAGUUGUAAUGUAGGAAAAUAUAAAGAUAAAAACGAUCGUUUUCCUACUUGCUACAAAGACCGAUGAAUGGAUAAGAAUACCUUGCUUGAAAAGCAAUCGUUUCUCUCGACAAGUAAUUUCCUUUACAAACUUUAUCGCAGUAGCCUCUGUUCUCCACGCAACAUUUGAAUUCUUAACGCGUGCAAACGCACAGGUGAGCUCUGGUUAUUCAACUUUUAUCUUUCAUCUGCAGCCGUGUGUGUGUGUGUGUGUGUGUGUGUGUGUGAUUCAUGACACGAAUUAAAACAUCAUAGCCAUAUGCAGAACGUAUACUUAUAAAAAUGUUAAAAUACACUGACAUCUUUACAAGCGUUUUAAAUAUAGGUUUAAAUAAUUAAAAAUAUAUUUUGGAGUAUAAUUGAGUACAUUUUAAUAUGAAUUAAAAUAUAAUUCAGUAUUUUAAAUCAAGAAGUAACGCGCAUAGAAGUUAUUUUUGCGGUAAUGUAACUGAGACAAUACCGAGUCUACGAAGCAGGAAGAAACAGUUGUAACUUUUCCAGUUGUCUGCGGUUAGGAAAGGUUGAAUAAAAAUACAUAUGAAGGGAAAGCAAUCCCUCUGAUCCUUGAGUUUUCACUUUUAUAAACUUCAUUUCGAGUCUACUCAAGAAUUCCGAACGCACGUUAUUACGCAUUCGUUUGACGUGACUAGUCUAUUGUUCGGAACGCAAGCGCAUUCACGUACCGAGUUUUCCUCUGGACUAGAAGACAGCUCGCUGUCAUCAGUGAUAAAGAAACACGCAUCGAGUCGCGUUUUGCAUUACGUUCCGUAUAACAAAGCUAUAAAGUCACGAAGUCGCCUUACUUUGUAAUAAUAUACUCACAUUAGAAAUGUACCGGAAUAAAAAUUACAGAAACGAUAUAAAGUACACAACACAAUUAAAUCGCUUCAUUUGCCAACUAUUGGGCAUAUGGCCGGAUGCAGAACCCUCGUUUCUCAAAAAUCUCAGAAGCAUCUCGUUAAUAUUGGCUUGUUUCUUUCUUCUCGGUUGCGAGCUAAUUCCGAUAACCCUGUACGUAGUAUUCAUAGAGAAACGAACCCGCGUCAGAUUAAAAGUUAUAUCAUCUAUAACUUUCACGACAGUUGCGAUUCUCAAGUACUUCUGUCUGGUGCUUAGCAAGAACCAAGUGAGAAAUUGUCUAGCGCGAGUGAAGGACGAUUGGCAAAAUGUCGUGAGCGCAAACUCUCGUAAUUCUAUGAUUGACAAAGCCAGGAUUUCGAGACAUUUGUUUAUCCUCUGCAGUAUAUUUAUGUACACUGCUGGCGUGUAUUAUCGUAUUAUCGUGCCAUUAAGUAGGGGAAAAACCGUCACCAAGCAGAACAUCACGAUCAGACAUUUACCGAGUCCGGGUUAUUAUAUUCUGUUCAACGAGCAGAACAGUCCCGCGUACGAACUUUUGUUCAUUAUACAGGUUUGUGCCGGAUUCAUCAAGUACACUAUCACAGUGGCGAUCUGCAGCCUUACUGCUCUCUUCGUUAUGCAUAUAUGUGGGCAACUGGAAAUACUGAUGAUACUACUAGACAAUCUGGUAAACAAAACGGAAGAAAAGAAUUUGAAUAAAAUGCUAGCCCUGGUCGUGGAACAUCAAAUAAAAAUACGGAAUUUCUUACAAUUGGUGCAGAACACUUUGGAAAAUGCAAGCUUGUUAGAAAUAGUGGGCCGUACAAUAGAUGAAUGGGAAAAUCAAAAUGUUGUAUCUAUGUGCUCUUAUGUCAUUCUGCUCACAUCAAUGACUUUCAACAUUUUUAUUUUUUGUUUUAUUGGGGAAGAACUUUCCGUAGAGGGAGAGAAAUUAACAUUAACAGUGUGUACACUGACCUGGUAUCGUCUUCCAAAUGCGAAAGCACGAGCACUGUUAUCAAUUAUAGCUAUGUCAAUUGUCCCGACAAAACUUAGAGCAGGGAAGUUCUUUGAUCUUUCCAUCAAAACUUUUGGUGACGUUGUUAAAACAUCCGUGGCAUAUCUUAAUUUUAUGCGAAAAAUGACAUGAUUAAUAACUUGAUAUUUUAAAAUAUCUGUCUAUAUUCUUUAAAUAUAGCCAUUUAAUAGAAAUAUUAAUUAUUAGAAAAAUUAAUAUAAGACUUAAAGAUAUUGAACUUAGUAAAGUAUUGAACUAAAAAAUGUUAUGUGACACAAAAAUACUUUAAAUAAAUACACCUAGGAAAAGUACAACA
This is a messenger RNA of Monomorium pharaonis (pharaoh ant), 2807 nucleotides long. RefSeq lists its product as uncharacterized. NCBI's taxonomy places the organism in Eukaryota, Metazoa, Arthropoda, Insecta, Hymenoptera, Formicidae. Gene Ontology annotation, cellular component: plasma membrane. Gene Ontology annotation, molecular function: odorant binding; olfactory receptor activity. Gene Ontology annotation, biological process: sensory perception of smell; detection of chemical stimulus involved in sensory perception of smell. The coding region runs from base 1463 to 2623 and encodes 386 amino acids. The record is from RefSeq and is a predicted model, not a curated record. The transcript has 5 exons.